GCAUUGUCUGUCGCAACGUACAUGUGUAGAAGAAGAAUUGUAUACUCCUUGCUUUCGUUGCGGUUCUAGCACUACGAUAAUACGAUAAUAAUUAUUAUUUUAUUUUAAUUUUAUUUUAUUUGUAAUACUAUUGUCAUCAUUAUCAUCAUCAUUAUUUCUAUUGUAUUACUAUAUUGCAACAUAUAUAAUAUAUGAUCAUCACCAUCGCCGUCGUUGUUACUAUUACCGCUGCUAUUGUUAUUAUUAUUAUUAUCAUUAUUAUUAUUAUUAUUAUUAUUAUUAUUAUUAUUAUUACUUAUUACUUAUUAUUAUAUUGUCACUAAUCCAUACUAUUAUAGCAAAAAAAACAUUACGGAGAUUACUACUGCUAUUGCUGCUUCUACUACUACUGCUACCAACACCACUACUACUGCUACUGCUGUUGCUACUAUUACUAUUCCUAUCAUUAUUAUUAUUAUUAUUAAUAGUAGUAGUACUAGUAUUAUCAUCAGCAUUGCUAUCAUAAUAAUAAUUACUAUUAUUGGCUGUAAUAUAUGGCUGACAUCGUUUCUGCUGCUGCCUUCGUUAUCAUCAUUUCAUUGUCAAUGCCAUCGUUGCUCGUCAUCGUCGUUGAAAUCAUCAUCAUUACUAUCAUUCUCCAUCCCCGUUAUAAUGAUAAUGUUAUAUUAUUAAUAUUAUUAUGCAAAAUUUUUUAAAAUAAAUAAUAGUAUAUAAAAGAGAUAAAUUUUAUUAAUUUUUUUGAAGUGACGAUUACUCGUUUAAUUAAAUAUGUUUUAUGAAAUCGUUGAAAUAUACACUGCCAAUCUUGUCAUCAUUUCGUAUAAAAGUUACAUAAAUUCUUACUAAAGUUUCUUCCAUAAUUCUAUAAAAAAGAUGAGAGUACAAAUCAAUAAGAAUUUUAAUUUUUCUGAAAUAAAUUUAAUAAAAAAAUAUUGUUAUCGCUUAAUUACUUUACACUUCUUCAUAUGAGUAUCUCCGUAAAAAGCUUAAUAAUCAUAACUGUAAAUGUAUGAACAAUAGCGUGAAAGCACGCGCUUGAAAAAUAGUUGAGACACCGGUGCCUUUGACUUACUGCCAUAAAUAAAUUUGUAUUUUCUCGGAUAGUUCUGAAUAAUAUCGCAAGUGAUUAUUAUGGCUUCAAAAAUAAUUAGUCAAAUAAAUCAGUCUUCUAUUAUUUCAUUCAUUGUUAUUACGCAUUGUAGCUAAUAGCUUAUAAUAUCAGUAAUAGUACUAAUAGUAGUAGUGCCAAUAGUAAUAGUAGUAGAAGUAGUAGUAACAACACCUCUUUGUUUAUGUGAUUAUUAUAACAGUAUAGCAUUAUGGAUUGUAACAUUAACAUAUAAUUAGUUAUUGUUCUUGAUACUGUUACUGAUGUUACUACAGCGUUUAAUACUACAAUAAUAUUCUUCCAGUAGUAUUGCUUCAUAUUUCUUAAUACAUAUAUCACAUUUUAUAUUCAUUAUAACAUAUACCAUUUUCCGAUAUUUAGCUAUAAUUUUCAUGAUAUUUCAUUACAUUUCAUUAUCUUUUAUUAAUGAUACCAAUAUUACUUAAAAAUACUACCACUAACCGUCGUCGUUGUCAUCGUCGUUGUUGUCAUCAUUAUCAUUCUAAUCAUUGUUAUAAAUUUGAUAUACCAAUUUUACGAUACUCUCAAUUAGUAUAAUAGAGCGUACCUUUAUAAUCAUAAUCGAUUGUCAUUAUCAUUGUCAUUGAUAUUAUUACCCUUAUUGUCAACAUCAUCGCUAACGAUAUAGACAUCAUUACUUUCACACAUAUAUUAUUAAAUAAUAUUAUCCUUACAAGUGAAUAUUUAGCGGCUGACAACACAUGGAUGAAGAAAUCGAAGGACAUUAAAAUUAAUGGGGAAUGAGAAAAGUGCCCUUAAUGGGCUGAAAAUUGACGAAAAACCUGUGGAAAUAACUGAUUUUUGGACGCAUUAUAUGGCCUGUGUGAAUGGUUACAAUGCACAAAGGAUUUCAGUGUUUGUCAGUGAGCCAUCUUUACAUUAUAAUGCAAAUUUUGGAAAUCCAUCGCCCUUAGAGAAAGCUGCAAAGAGUCUAAUGUUAUAUAGACAUCCAUGUAUAUUGAAGUACGUUUCUUCAUGGUCAAAAGGUAGUAAAUUUUUUCUAGCUACUGAACAAGUUAAACCUUUAAUUCAAUCAAUAGAAACCCAGAAUACACUGCAAAUAUGCAUGGGCUUAUAUAGUAUUUUACGUGCAUUGGUUUUUCUUCAUGAAAAAGCAUUUGUAUCUCAUAAUAAUCUUUGCGAAAGUUCUAUUUAUGUUACACCUGAGGGAUGUUGGAAACUUGGAGGUCUGGAAUGUCUAUGUAAAUUUAAUGAUUUGACUUCUUCUUAUUUACAAAAAAUAAAAAGCUACAGAUACGAGAAAGCGAUUUCUACUAACGAAGAUGCAACUAUCACUUUAACAAAUUUUACAACUAUUGAUGUAUAUGCAUUUGGAGUUUUAGCUGAAGAUAUAUUGAGACAAAAGGAUCCAGAUGAUGUACCUAGUCUUUUAGAGUUUAAACAGUUCUGUAAAGAAAAUCUGCAAAAUCCAGAUCCUUCUCUAAGGUGCGAACUGUCCCAUGUACUACAACAUCCAUUCUUUACCCAUGAUUUUAUGAGAAUAUAUGCAUUUUUAAAUGAGUUAGUGUUAAAAAGUAAUAAGGAAAAAGAAAUAUUUUUUGGAACCUUAAUAACACAAUUAAGAAUGUUUCCUGAAAAUAUUGUAGCUGAACAAUUAGGUCGUUUACUUCUUUCAAGAAUGGUUUUAUUAGAUACAACAGCACAAGAACAGCUUUUACCAUUUAUAUUAAAACCAAAAGAUGGAAAUGACAAUACCGAUAGCAACUUAUUUUCAAUUUCUACAUUUAAGGUCUAUUUGGUACCCAAACUAUUGCAGAUGUUUUGUAUAAGAGAUGUAUCAAUACGUUUAGUACUUUUGUCAUAUUUCAAUUCUUUUGUGCAUAUAUUUCAAGUAGAUGAGUUGAAAUCUCAAGUACUUCCUGAAUUACUUGUUGGAAUUAAAGACACAAAUGAUCAUCUUGUAUCUGCAACAUUAAAAGCAUUAGCUGACAUAGUUCCAAUCUUAGGCGCUGCCACAGUAAUCGGUGGUAAUAGAGGGAAGUUAUUUACAGAUGGACGACCAAAUAAACUGAAAGAUAACAAGAAAACUAAGAACGAUAUAAAUGUUGAAUUCGUGGUUCCUACGGAUAGUAUUCAAAAAGUAAUUGAUUUACCUGAAAGGCCAUCUCCAGAUGGAGGUGAAGAUAAAAAAGAGAUUACUUCUUCCAUUAUCGAAGAAGAAUACACGUGGCCUGAUUGGGACAUACAAGAAACUGCAGACGUGCAUGCUCGAAUUUCACAGUCUUCCGACGCAAUUUUUCAAUCUCAGUCCAGUUCCAAUGAUAUUUCGAUUUUGGAUUCAACAUUAAGGAUUACUACAGAUGCAGUAUUAAAUAUAGAUAAAAAUAAAACAAGCGAAUUGAAAUUAACAAAGAAGUCAGCUGGUAUUAUAUCCGAUAUUUCAGAGCUUGAUAUUAAAAAUUCAAAAUUAAUAGAUACUUGUAAAGAAGAAUAUGAUUAUUUCACAGACAUGGAGCCUGUGAUAAAGAAGACACAGAUUUUACACAUACAACAACCACAAAUAUUAUCAAAAAGUGUAUUUGACAUAAAAGCUCUAAAUGGAUUAGAAACAUCUGAAGAGAAUAAUGGCUGGGAAGAGGAUUUAAGCGAUUGGGGAACAGAAGAUGUUCAUGAAAUAAAAACUUGAAUAAAUAUAUAUUACUCCUUAUAA
Molecule: messenger RNA, 3800 nt
Organism: Bombus pyrosoma
Lineage: Eukaryota; Metazoa; Arthropoda; Insecta; Hymenoptera; Apidae
Product: protein-associating with the carboxyl-terminal domain of ezrin
Exons: 6
Coding region: 1863-3776 (637 amino acids)
Biological process (GO): protein phosphorylation
Molecular function (GO): protein kinase activity; ATP binding
Source: RefSeq, a predicted model, not a curated record